AUGCCUCCUGUCAACAAAAAACUUGAUGUCAACGUAAAAGUAUCAGUUAGCAAGCGUUCCAUCACUGAUAAUACAGUGAAAACUAUAUUACUCCGAAAGACGAUUGCACGAUCUGAGGAAAAUGGUAAGGUGAUGUACAAUGUACUGUUGGAUGAAGCAAAUGGCCACAUCCUCAAGCUUAGUGAAGGCGCUAUCAAGUACGUCGGCCCUCUUUCAACUCCUGUAGCUCAGGAGACUGUUGUCGACACCAAUGUAGUCGAAGCUGAAGAUUUGUUGGAAGAUGCAGUGGAUGAAGAUGAGGAAGAGGAAUCCAUCGAUUUGAUUUCAAGUCGUGGGUGGACUGCUGAUGAGGCCUAUAUGGACUCUCGUCUAAGUGGUUCAGCAGAAGGAUUCACCUCCUUGAACUCUCGUUUAAUGAUGAACAAUGGAAGAUAUGCCUCUCCAUUGGAUUAUUUCUUGUUCUUCCUUCCUGUGGAUCAUUUUUAUUCCAUUAUCCACAACACCAACCUUCAUGCAAGAAGUCUCGGCCAUUGGGAAGAUAUCACCUUUCAUGAAUAUCUCAUGUGGAUCGCACUCUUGACGGUAAUGACUGUGGUCAGACAUGGUGAUAGAAAGGCAUAUUGGAGACAAGGCCAGUCUUUUUUCUUGAUGAAUGUUGACUUUAGUCAAUAUAUGUCUUUUAACAGAUUCAAUGACAUUAUGAAGAUGCAUGUUUUUGAACUUCCUUCAAAGCAGGUUCAGGAGCUUGACCCUCUUUAUCAAAUUAGGUCCACCACCCAAGCCUUCAAUGAUCACAUGGCUAAAUGUAUAAUACCAGGAAAAUAUCUUGUUAUCGAUGAAUCCAUGAAUCAAUGGUUAGGUACUGGUAUGCCAAAUUUGAAGAAGGUUCCUAGAAAGCCACAUCCAAUCGGACAAGAGUUUAAGACGUUGGCUGACAAUCACUGCUACUGCAUUUUAUGUAUCGAUACAAAUAUGACAAAGAUUCUGGUAUGA
Molecule: messenger RNA, 993 nt
Organism: Rhizopus microsporus ATCC 52813
Lineage: Eukaryota; Fungi; Mucoromycota; Mucoromycetes; Mucorales; Rhizopodaceae
Exons: 3
Coding region: 1-993 (330 amino acids)
Source: RefSeq, a predicted model, not a curated record